This is a messenger RNA of Arvicanthis niloticus (Nile rat), 1482 nucleotides long. It is a transcript of the gene Echdc3, whose product is annotated as enoyl-CoA hydratase domain containing 3. Gene Ontology annotation, cellular component: mitochondrion. Gene Ontology annotation, molecular function: hydro-lyase activity. The record is from RefSeq and is a predicted model, not a curated record. NCBI's taxonomy places the organism in Eukaryota, Metazoa, Chordata, Mammalia, Rodentia, Muridae.
GAGUGGCCAGAUCUGAAAGGGAAAAACCCUGAGGCCUAGGCAGCUUGCACCACCGACUUUGCUGUUUCUUGGCUGCAAUGGCCGUGGUCGCCGGCCUGCGGGCCUUUGGGGCGAAGCGGCCCAGCUGGCUCAGAGGCAACCCAUGGGCCCCUCUCUCCGCCGGCUUCUGCAGCCCGGGGUCAGCAGGACCCGCGCGGUCGGAGUCAGAGCCAAGGCUCACCAGCAUGCGACAGCAGGACGGAAUCAGGAACAUUGUCUUAAGCAAUCCUAAGAAGAGGAAUGCGCUGUCACUGGCCGUGCUGAAGUCUCUCCGAAGUGACAUUCUUCACAAAGCUGAAAGCGAAGACCUGAAAGUCAUUAUAAUUUCAGCUGAGGGCCCUGUGUUUUCAUCUGGACAUGAUUUGAAGGAGCUGACAGAUGCGCAAGGCCGUGAUUAUCACACUGAGGUAUUUCAGACCUGUUCUGAGGUCAUGAUGCUGCUCCGGAACCACCCGGUCCCCAUCAUUGCUAUGGUCAAUGGCUUGGCCACAGCUGCCGGCUGCCAGCUUGUGGCCAGCUGUGACAUUGCUGUGGCAAGUGACAAGUCUUCUUUUGCUACUCCUGGGGUGAAUGUUGGACUUUUCUGCUCCACCCCCGCAGUCGCCCUGGGAAGGGCAGUGCCCAGAAAGGUGGCCCUGGAGAUGCUAUUUACUGGGGAGCCCAUUUCUGCUCAGGAAGCCCUGCGCCAUGGCCUCAUCAGCAAAGUAGUGCCAGAGGAGCAGCUAGAGGAGGAGACCAUGAGAAUAGCAAAGAAGAUUGCCUCUUUGAGCCGCUCUGUGGUGGCCCUGGGCAAGGCCACCUUUUACAAACAGCUGCCGCAGGACCUUAGAACAGCAUACUUCCUCGCCUCCCAAGCCAUGGUAGACAACCUGGCCCUACAGGAUGGGCAGGAAGGAAUUGAAGCCUUCAUCCAGAAGAGAAAGCCCAUCUGGUCACACUGAGCCAGCCUGAGUGCUGGGUUAAUGGUCAUCCCUCAGAAGCCCCCUGCCCUCAUCGUCUCCUCUUGACCCAACCAUAUACUGCCGCCUCUUGGUUGUAAGAGAACAUAGCCAGCCUUUCUAAUUUGGAUGUUGGUUUCUCCAUGUGUGAUCUGUAUUAAAAGCCAUGGUUCUGUGGGAAACAAAUACAGGGGAGGAAAUGACUUGCUAGGUCAGUGGCCAGGUUAACAUACACUGGGGUGUGUGGGCCGUGGCAGAAACCCCAGGACCUGACGGAGCCUGAAGUGAGGGCAGUCGCGUGAAGCAUGAAGAAAGGGUGCCACCCCCACUCUUCUGUAGUUUCCUACAGGCACAGUCUGUUCUGGUUGCCCGUGGCAAGUUGAACAUUUCAGAUCUCCACAAGAUCAUCUCCACGCUGAAAAUCUUCUUGAUCCUCCCAGGAAAUUAUCAUGCCUGUGGCUUUGGAAUAAUCUUAUAUGUGAUUUGAAUAAAUUAAAUAUUUAUA